CCAUUGUAUGUACCUUACAAGUGCACCUACGUCAUUUUUAUAGCUUGCAUCGGUUCAAUUUGGUUGUAUCCACCUAUUAAAUGGACCACCUUAAUUGCUGUAACGACAUGUUUUUUUUAUUUAGCAACUGCAAGAUGGAAAUUUCCUAACCUUAUGCGGGAUGCGCGUUUGGCGACAGCAGCAACAGCGAAUACUACUGCGAAACCAAGCGCUCCAACACCACCACCAAAGCCUGCCGACAACAUGGUUGAGGUCUUCGUUGACGGAAAAUCUGUUUCCUGCGAACCGGGUAUGACCGUUUUGCAGGCUUGCAGUCUUGCUGGUGUUGAGAUCCCACGAUUUUGCUAUCACGAACGACUUUCAAUCGCAGGUAGUUGUAGAAUGUGCUUAGUGGAGGUUGAGAACUCAAUAAAACCUGUCGCCAGCUGCGCUAUGCCCAUAUGGAAGGGAAUGCGCAUUAAAACAGAUUCAGAGAUGACUCGGAAGGCUCGGGAGGGUGUCAUGGAAUUCCUCUUGGUCAACCAUCCUCUCGAUUGUCCCAUUUGUGAUCAAGGCGGUGAAUGCGAUCUCCAGGAUCAGGCAAUGGUUUUUGGCUCCGACCGCUCUCGUUUCACUGAUAACGCCUUCUCUGGCAAGCGUGCUGUGGAAGACUUUGAUAUGGGGCCCCUUAUUAAAACAUGCAUGACUCGCUGCAUCCACUGCACUCGAUGUGUUCGCUUUGUCAAUGAGGUCGCUGGGUUGUCACAUCUUGGAACCACUGGCCGUGGAAACAACAUGCAAAUUGGCACAUACGUUAAUCGAAUGAUUGAAAGUGAACUUUCAGGCAACGUUGCUGAUCUUUGUCCGGUAGGAGCUCUUCUUUCCAAGCCGUAUUCUUUUGUCGCGCGCCCUUGGGAGACCAGGCGAAUUGAGUCGAUUGAUGUAAUGGACGCUGUUGGUUCGAAUAUCGUCAUUUCCAUGCGCACAAACGAGGUCCUGCGCAUUCUUCCUCGACUGAAUGAGGCCAUAAACGAGGAAUGGUUAGCCGACAAGUCGCGCUGCGCUUGCGACGGUCUCAAGCAUCAGCGCCUUGUUGUUCCCAUGCGGCGACCUGCAGGCCGAGAAUUGCACGAGCGGUCCUCGUGGGAGGAAGUCUUAGUUGCUAUCGGCGAGCGUUUCGUUUCCCUGGGCUCGUUUAACCCCCCCAAGUGUUCCCCCAAUCAAGUGGCUGUCAUCGCCGGCCCGUUCACUGAUGCUGAAACCCUAACGGCCGCUAAGGAUCUUGCGAGCGCGAUGCACUCUGACCUUGUCUGCACAGAAGAGCGCUUCCCGUCAAUGAGAACGAAGGUUCGAGCGAAUUACUUGUUCAAUUCUCAAAUUGCUGGCAUCGACGAGGCAGAUUUGAUAUUGUUUAUCGGCACCAACCCGCGUUAUGAAGCACCAAUGAUCAACGCUCGUGUUCGAAAGAAUUGGCUUAACAACGAAUUGGAUGUAGCAUUGAUUGGUGAAAAAGUGGACCUUACCUACGACUAUGAGCACCUCGGUUCUUCGACUUCUGCCAUUCUCGAUAUAAUAUCCGGAAAGCAUCCUUUCUCCAAGCGUCUUGCGUCAGCCAAGAAUCCAAUGAUCGUUGUGGGCAGCGAGUGCCUUCAGCGUCCCGAUGGCGCGGCAAUUCACAACGCUGCGCUUCAUUUGGCGUGCAAAUUUGCGCCUUCGCCUGAGAUCGGCGUCGCGCGUUUCAACGUGCUCCACCGCUACGCCAGCCAAGUGGCCGCCAUGGAUCUCGGCUAUCACGGUGGCCUUGACAAGGUUAAGAACGCCAAACCCAAGGUCGCCAUUCUCCUGGGUGCUGAUCAAGGUCAAUUCACUCGAGCUGACCUACCUGAGGACUGCAUGGUCAUCUACAUCGGUCACAACGGCGACCACGGGGCAAAGAUGUCGGACAUAGUCUUGCCCGGUGCCGCGUACACCGAGAAACACGGCACCUACGCCAACUUGGAGGGUCGUGCGCAGCGCACCUACCCAGCCGUAGCACCGCCUGGUGACGCACGUCAGGACUGGGCCAUAAUACGGGCCAUUUCAGAGGUGGCCGGUUGCCCACUCCCCUACGACGACUUGGAGGGUCUGCGUCGACGAAUGCGUGAGCUCGCCCCUGGUCUACUCGAGGUUGAUGUCAUUCAGGCGGCCAGUCCUUCGUCUCUCAAACUUGCUGCCGACGACGCUAAAAACCAAUUUCCGAAAGAAUCGAAGAAUCUUGACACUAAGACGCCACUGAGUCCGUCCAUGAAGGAGCUGCAUCAGUACUUCAUGACUGACGCCAUCAGUAGGGCUUCUCCGACAAUGGCUCGCUGUGUCAAGGCCUUCAAGUCCCAUACACCUCUGUCGUCCCAGGAGAUGAGUCUUGUACUCAAACACCUUAUUUCCUCAACAUUGACACCUGAAAAAGGCGGCGAAAAGGAGGCUGUGUCGAUGCCACUCAAUCAUGGGAGUAUCCACCUAAUUAUGGCCCUCCUCUUUUCGCUAGAGCCAUUUGGAACACCUGGAAUUAAUGUCGAUCAAUAUGCCGAUGCCGACGAGCAAGACCUCCUUCAUCCAAUUUUCUCGGAAGCCGGUUACGUGGCUACCGUAACGGAAUUAUUCACGCAAGUAGGCGUCGCAGAUCAGCCACCUUCAGCCGCGGUCGAAGGUCUUUAUGGUUUGCUUCAGUUGGCUUGGGGCAUUGCGCUUCGUCGCACCACCCACCUCCGCAUGGACCUGCGCCGUCGUGGCGACAAUGCGAGCGGGACCAAUGUCAACGCCAACGGAGACUCCGUGGAUGAGGACGACUUGGUUGCCUCGGCGCUCAGAUCAAGAACCAUAGAAUUCCUCUCCGUAGGUCUCCUAUCGGAGCCGCAUUUCCCGCAGGAGCCUCAGUGGGUGCACCGAGUCCAUAACCUCCUCACCGAAUUGCUAAUCCAGUUCCCGCAAAACGUCCGCGAUAUUAGGCUGUGGGACGAAUCUGUGGCCCGUCGAGUGGGUGUCGAUCCGGGUGGCUUCGCGAUCCUAUUGGACGCCAUUGGACGCCUCUACAACGUGCCCGGCUCUCCACUCCACGCUCGUCUUUCGUUGGAGUACUGGUGGCCGGCAGGGGAGACAGUAGUGGCGCCCUCCGAAGCCCUGAAUGCCUCGUUUCGAGCUGGAGAAGUCGAGAAUUCCAGACAGGCUAUCCUCUUCCGGUUUGUUUACUCGGCCAGCGAAUUCGCCUCCUCACCCCUCAUUUUUGUGUCCUACGUGCGAAUUCUGCGCUCUCUCGUCGGUUGCCAGACCUCGUCCAACCUCUGUUUCAACCUCCUCAAAGCCACAGCUUCAUCUGGAGGUCGGUUAGCCUCGCUCCUGACUUGGGACCACUUCAUUACCAGCCUACAGCAGUACCUUGAGCAUCUAAAGCGUGCAGCCGCCGUUGAACCGGACACGGGGAGCCAGCCACUUCACCUGCAGCACCCCCACCUCUACUACUCCAUGGGUGGCCAAAGUCAGCGUGACCAGAAGCAACAAGCAUCUCCUGUGCCCCUCGAAAUCCAGCCCGAAGAACUGGAGGCGCUGCAGAUAGUGGCGGCUUUAAUCACCCGCGUCGCCGCAUUGGACCCCGUCGCGCGCUCGGCAUUCGCCACGAACACCAAGUGGUGUCUCAUCCCCACAGCGGUUGGCCUAAUCACCUGUCCCCUGCCGAUGUCCAUGAAGGCCGAGCUGUUGCACCUCCUGUCGGCCCUCUCCCGCACCCCCACCAUCGCAGCCGAGGUCUGGCGCAAUCUGUGGGAGAGCCGCCUCCUCUCCUUCAUUGAGCCCUCCUCCAACCUGGCGGUCUCUGGCAGCCUCGCGUCCCUUCGAAGCGUUGUUGGACUGCAUACGCGUCUGCUCUUGUCCUUUGUUGCACUGAAUGUUUCCCUUGUUCCUAUUGGUCAGACUGAAAUAGACAAGGCGGAAGCCCGUGUCGAGGAGUACCCCAUCACUCUGGGUUUCAUUAACCUCCUCACAACGUUGGCACCCUCUCUGUUGAAUUGCCCCGCCACCGUCACAGGCUCCGAGUCGCCAACUCCUGCGACGGACACCGGCGAAUCGAUGUCGCGCCUCGUCCACUUCACCAUCGAGACCGUCUUCCUGAAGCACACCAUGCGUGCUUACCGCAGGCCAAACGAGAGGUGGGAAAUCGCGGCGUCUUGUGUGGUGCUUUUUGAGGGUCUAGUCCGGACCUUCCUUCAUCGGAUGCACUCAGUCGCGAUUCUGAGUGCAGGCGCGAGCCGUUGCAGCGAUGCCCAGCUGGCCACAUUCGACUGGACCCCUCUGCUUAACGGACAGGUGAACUUGGCCAAACUCACGUUGCCUCGCGGCUGGCCGUUCACCGACCCGGGCUACCAAAUUGUCGCCCAGUUGCUCACAAACUCGUCCCUCUUCUGCUUGGUAGGUUGUGGCUUUUGGCGUCGCUCAGUUUCUACUAACUCUCGAUUGUUCUCCACUCUUUUAUACGACUACGCCAAACCCCCACUGACCGAUCUGCUGGAAGUGGGAUUGUACCGGUUGCUGGAGUACUCCGUUAACGCCUCCUCCUGCGCCAUGGCACGGACCACAGCGGCGAUCCUGCGUCUCUUCGACCAAAUCCUUCCUCACGAGCAGAUGGUCGUGAACCUCGUUCGUCGAGCAGCCCUGGUAAUGCCUCAUCUGCGACCAGAGACGGCGUGGGGUCAAAGGUCUGGCGCCAGUGUGAUUUUGCCGUCUCUACUUUCGCGUCUUCUCGUGGUAACCAUCAAUUCGCGAACUGGCCGUGCCGACUUGCUUGUCACGAUUGUCCGGUACUGCGGCCUUUCCGACGACCUUCCGGAUCAUUGCACUUCUGCGCUAAACAUUCUCUGCAGCGUUGUGCGCGCUGUUCAGCCCCACGACUCCGUGUUGGCGGUUUUCACAAGUGACAAGAAAACCGAACAGGAUCUAUUGCGUGCUCUGGUCUCGUGUCUAUCGACGUCCAUGGAGGACCUUCCAGACACCAGUGGUGUGGAGUCUGUGCCCAUCUUCUCAGAUGCCUGGCUCAACACCGAUACGGCGGGGGACAUUGCCGGGGUGGACAGCGGUUCUUGGCGUGGCCCUCUCCAGCCCCACCCGUCGCUAAAGGUAGCCCGGACAUUGGCAGCGUUCCCCAUCAUGCCUUCGGAUUGGGAUAUGGCUGAGGCCCGCUGGGAGGCGAUGGCCGCCUUCCCUCCGUCGUCCCUGUCUGAGACGACAGGGGUGUCACGCGAAGCUGAUGUUAUUCAGGUCCUAUGUCAUGGACCGCAGGGUCACGGGUCGUCUGUUCGAUCGAUGAUUCUCCACCUGAUUCUCUUCGCCCUGACACACCAUCCCAGUCCGUCAAUCGCCCACUGGCUUCUAGGCUUCCGGAGUAAAAAUGCCCGCAGCAUCGCCAUCACAACACUUCAGGUAAUGGAUUUACCCUCUUCUGUAUGUGAAACUCCUGACUUGCGUGAACGUGGUUAA
Molecule: messenger RNA, 5481 nt
Organism: Mesocestoides corti
Lineage: Eukaryota; Metazoa; Platyhelminthes; Cestoda; Cyclophyllidea; Mesocestoididae
Source: the annotation of a GenBank genome assembly